AAAACAUAAGCGCAGACAAAGGUGAGUAGAGUUGCCCUCAUCUCUUUUAAGGUCUUGACUCUUCGAGAAUCUGAGAUCGAGAGAGAGAGAGAGAGAGACAGAAGCUUCUAUACACAAAGAGUCAGGUGAGGUGACCCAGUAGGCUUCUCUGUGCUCUGAGCUGUCGUUUGACUUGUCCAUAUAUUGCUAUGGCGGAAGAGGAACCUGUUGAUCAGAAGAAAUAUUAUGAAGAGCUUUGCAAGCCUAAGUGUGUGAAGCCAUUACUUGAAUAUCAGGCAUGUGUUAAGAGGAUCCAGGGAGAUGAAAGUGGGCACAAGCAUUGCACUGGACAAUAUUUUGAUUACUGGUCUUGUGUUGACAAAUGUGCGGCACCAAAGAUAUUCUCAAAACUGAAGUAAUGGGGGGAGAUGAUUUUGCAGCAUCUUAAUUUGCAUUUCUACUUUCAAAUCGUAAUAACUGCUUCUGAACAUUUAAUCUGUUCUGUAAACUAGGAAUGCCUAUAUGGUUUUCUUCAUGAGGACUUUUGCAUUUUUUUAGCUAUGGAGACCUUGAGUUGUGGUCAAUAAAAAAGAAUACCGUGCAUUAGAUUUGGCCAA
Quercus robur (English oak) is the source of this 596-nucleotide messenger RNA. Its product is annotated as cytochrome b-c1 complex subunit 6-1, mitochondrial. The transcript has 5 exons. The coding region runs from base 189 to 398 and encodes 69 amino acids. NCBI's taxonomy places the organism in Eukaryota, Viridiplantae, Streptophyta, Magnoliopsida, Fagales, Fagaceae. The record is from RefSeq and is a predicted model, not a curated record. Gene Ontology annotation, biological process: mitochondrial electron transport, ubiquinol to cytochrome c.